Messenger RNA from Daphnia magna, 2258 nucleotides. RefSeq names its product splicing factor 3B subunit 2. Bases 218 to 2254 code for a protein of 678 amino acids. Gene Ontology annotation, cellular component: precatalytic spliceosome; U12-type spliceosomal complex; U2 snRNP. The record is from RefSeq and is a predicted model, not a curated record. The transcript is spliced from 8 exons. Gene Ontology annotation, biological process: mRNA splicing, via spliceosome. NCBI's taxonomy places the organism in Eukaryota, Metazoa, Arthropoda, Branchiopoda, Diplostraca, Daphniidae.
UCACCACCGUUUGGUAGUGGCUUUGAGGCUUGUUGUAGCUGCUAUACAUCAAUUUGUUUUGCUUAAAAGUUUUUUUUUCCCAACCUCGUUUCAGAAAAUCGUUUCAGAAAUUUGAACCGGAAAAUUGAGAUCUCUUAUUUUACUUUAACUAGACGAAUCAAUCUUUCGAUUACCACAUCGCUUUAUUGAAUCACAGAUUAUUUUGUGCGAAUUCAACAUGGAUCAUCACAUGCCACCCGGCUACGGCCAGGAAAAUUACAUGUAUGGAGAUCCUUCUAUGUCCUACCAAGGUAAUCCUGUCGGUAUGUACGGAUCGGGGGUAAGGCCUAUGUCACCACCUCCAGGAGAUGAAGACAUUUCUGCCCAUGAACAUCUGCCGUCAGCACUUGAAGAAGUUCUAGCUUACAAGGAGUACCGAGUGAGAGAAACAGGCCACUCUGGAGAGGUUGAUAAUAUCAUUACUGAAGUCCCCGCUGAAAGUAUUGUAGAGAUUGAUCGAAAUAUAGAUGAAAAGAAAGAUGAUUUGGGUGGAGAAGACAAUGUUGAGGAAAAAACCAAAACACAAAGAAAUCAAAAGAAAAAGAAGAAGAAGAAGCGUACCAAGAGACAUCAACAGAAAGAAGAAGAAGAAAAUGAACAGAAUGAUGAUGUCGACGAAUAUCCGCAAGUUGACAUUGAGUACGUUCAGGAAGAAAUCACGUAUGACGAGAAGAACCCAUUCUAUCGUCAGUUUGCCAAAAUAUUUGAAGCAUUCAAAAUCAUAGACGAGAAAACUGCAAAGAAAGCUGAAGAAGAAGAAGCCAAGAAAAGAGAACUACAACGGAAUUUGGAACUUAAGAAAGUGCCCAAGUUUGCUGAAGAAGAAGACUUGGAGGAGAAGAAGGAAAACGCUGACGACGACAAACCAAAAGUUUCGAAAAGAAAACUUAAACAGCUUACUCGGCUCAGUGUGGCCGAUUUGAAACAGUGUGUUGCAAGACCCGACGUGGUAGAAAUGCAUGACGUCACCGCUAGAGAUCCUAAGCUGCUUGUCCUUUUAAAAGCUACAAGGAACUCUGUUCCAGUUCCCAGACAUUGGUGUGCGAAACGCAAAUAUUUACAGGGAAAACGUGGUAUAGAGAAACCACCUUUCAAUUUGCCAGAUUUUAUUAAAAAGACUGGAAUCAUGGAAAUGCGAGCUGCUCUGCAGGAAAAAGAAGAAUCGAAAACACUGAAAGCCAAAAUGCGUGAACGCGUUCGACCAAAAAUGGGGCGUGUUGAUAUUGACUACCAAAAGUUGCACGAUGCUUUCUUCAAGUGGCAAACCAAACCAAAGAUGACAAUCAUGGGUGAUUUGUACUACGAAGGCAAAGAAUUCGAGACCAGAAUGAAAGACAAAAAACCGGGAGAGUUGUCUGAUGAAUUGCGAACUGCUCUAGGAAUGCCUGUCGGCCCUAGUUCAAACAAGAUUCCCCCUCCCUGGUUGAUUGCAAUGCAAAGGUAUGGACCACCUCCAUCUUAUCCGAAUUUGAAGAUCCCGGGUCUGAACGCUCCAAUUCCAGAUGGCUCCUCCUUUGGUUACCAUGCAGGAGGCUGGGGAAAACCUCCUGUUGACGAAUUUGGGCGACCUCUGUAUGGUGAUGUAUUUGGAUUGACUGGCAGCGGAGGUGACACGAUAUUGCUCGACGAGGAGGUUGAUCGCACAUUAUGGGGUGAAUUGGAGUCUGAAGAAGAAGAGGAGGAGGUUGAAGAAAGCGAGGAAGAAGAAGGCGAGGACGAAGAAGGUGCCAUUGAUCAAUCAGGCUUGGUCACCCCGGCCGAGGGACUUGCCACACCUUCCGGAUUCUCAUCUGUACCUGCUGGUCUCGAAACACCAGACAUGAUUGAGCUGCGAAAGAAAAAGAUUGAAGCCGAAAUGGAGAGUACCGAGACGCCUCAGUUAUAUACCGUACUACCAGAAAAGCGGACAGAUAGAAUCGGUCAAGCGAUGAUGGGAUCCACCCAUGUAUAUGAUAUUGCGGCUGCUACCAGUACGCAAAAGAGUAGCGGUGGUGUGGAACUCAGUUUGGAUCCCUCGGAGUUAGAAGGUUUGGACUCUGAAUCGAUGGCCGCCCGCUACGAGCAAACAUUGCGGGAACAACAAGGCAACUUGGCUAAAGAAGAUUUCAGUGACAUGGUGGCUGAACAUGCUGCUAAACAGAAGAGCAAAAGGAAGAGGCAGCAACAGCAAACUGACACAAAACAAGCCAAAAAAUACAAGGAGUUCAAAUUUUAAUAUC